Purpureocillium takamizusanense is the source of this 5321-nucleotide messenger RNA. RefSeq lists its product as uncharacterized. Bases 1956 to 4514 code for a protein of 852 amino acids. The record is from RefSeq and is a predicted model, not a curated record. NCBI's taxonomy places the organism in Eukaryota, Fungi, Ascomycota, Sordariomycetes, Hypocreales, Ophiocordycipitaceae. The transcript has 4 exons.
AUUGUCUCGUAAGGCUGUCUCCUCCGUGCUUCUGGCACUCUUAUCAUCCUUACCAGUGACAACGUCCGUAAGCUUAGUACAGUGGGCUGUACCUUGACCUCUACCUGUACACCAUUAUAUCACCGAGGUACGAAGUCCUUUGUACCUUGCUUCGGAGGAAACAUCCAGGCCUCAGCAUGGGUGGGCAGGCAGGUGCAACCCAUGAGCACUUCCCUCCCUGGCUGCCCAGGUACUCGCUGCCAACGCUUCACGCAAUCGCCCGCCUCAUCUGUCGUACCCGCAACCUCCAGCAGACAACCCUGAGUCUGACAACAUUCCAUGUGGAAGCCGACAGGCCCCUUCUUCUACAUUGCUCAACAACAGCAUGACGCUCGUGACGGCCCAGUGCCUGCCACUUUGUGAGUCAUAUACAGUACGACAAGCCGUGUCCGAAGUGGACCAAGGACUUGCGAACCGGCGGUCGCGAUCUGGAGAAUACCACCUUUGGACGCCCGGGCCAAUUGCCUCCGUCACGUCGCGCUGGCUGACUUGCUCUGGUAGUUUGCGCACGCCUCGUUUCCGCCUUGCGCCAAUCUGUUGGCAGCAGUUGCACAGGAACCGCCGCGGUCUGACCAGGCGGCCACCCCCUGCUGAGCUCCGGCGAGGCCCCCGCGCCCCGUCAACAGCCAGUCAAGCAGACGCAAGAUGCAUCCUCGCCUGACGACGCGAGGCCAACUCAACCAAGGCUGAGCCGACGAGACGCGACCCGCUGACCGGCCGUGCGUGGCUGCCUACCAAGACUAAGCGCGGCCGGUGCGAGGCCGUUGUCGCUCAUCGCCGCGACAUCAAGGCUUGGCCUGCCUGGUCUCAUGUUCGAAGGCUCCAGGCUUGCACGACGCUGCAAGAGCCACGCAAGGCCGUUUCAUUGGGCCAUUCGCCCUCACCCUUUGGCUUUGCUCCACGACGCAUUGGAGGGGUAGCGUCACUUGACGUCUCACCGGGAACAGUAGCUCGGCCUGCUUUCGACGGCCCUCAAUGAUGUUUCCCUUGACCCUUGCAGCAACAACCAUCAGCCCGUGGGUUGCUUUUAAAGCAAGUCGGAUGCCCCAGCAAACCGCUUUGCGCCCCAGAUUGCCUCUCAGUCUGCCCGCCCGCUCCGCGCGUCGUUGCCUGACAAAUUGGUGCCCAAGUGGCUUUGCCGCUCGUCCCAUCCCAAUUGCUCUGGUGGCUCGUUAUCUCAUCCGCCACGGCAAGCGGAGCAGCAGAGUCCGCAUACUUCCUGCCUCCCAUCUAGAGCAAUCCGGCGGCGGGAAAGACAGGGGGGUAACAAUUCAGACUACCGACGGCAUCGGAGAGAGUAGGAGCGUGUGCUGCCUGGCCGGAGCUCAGAACCGGCCGAGUUGACCGGACUUGCUGCGCGUUUGCUCGUUCACGAGUGCCUGCCUACCGCGUUUCUCCCUCCAAGCCUGCAUCACACGGUAGGGGGCGUGUUGGUUGAUAAGUCGCCUAGGCCUUCCCAGGCGACUGACUCUGGUCAUCGAUUCCCGCUGUCGGCAGCCAACUGCGCACCCAGGCAGCCGGCUUCCACGGCCCGUUUGCCGCCGUUUGGGCCUGUUCGCUCACGGCCUUCCCAUAGACAGUCCAAACUUCUAUUUAUACCAGCCUUCCUCCCUCUUGCUCCUGCUUCUCUCCGUCUCUCUCUUGUCAAAUUGCACAUCCCUCCGAGAUCAUCGUGCCUCUUACAGUACACUUGGGUCAUUACGCCUUCACACACUGGGCUUACAGGUUGCCAAUCCUCACCGCAUCCGCAGGCCACACAUAUUGUAACACUGCUAAUGUGCCCAUCUCCACAUUCUCGACUCAUUUCCAGCACUCGAUAGCAUUUAAACAUCGUUCGGAACGGUACACAGCCUCAAGAGCUCUUCAGCAGCUGCGCCAUGGUGACGUAACUCCGACUGAACCACUCAUUUCUCAUCAUGUCCUCUCACGAUAUCACGAUCUCUCCAUCACGCGAUCCGGCGGAAGAGACAUGUCUGCAAGUGCCAACCGACAAGAAGGAAAGCCUCAAGGCAGACAAUGCGCAGCCGGGCAACGAGCCCGAUUCUACGGUGCUGAGUCGAGCCAGACACAAGAUGAAUGGCAGCGGUAUCCAGGACGCCGCGUACAAUGCAGCAAAAAGGGCACGAUCGAAAACAUUGAAUGGCAAAAAAACCAGGAGAAUACCAUCGGCCACUCAUCGCGGAAAGAAUGACUCUGAUUCGGAGGACGAACUGUCCCCUACUUCCGACUCCGACAGUUCGACGAGCGAGUCUGAUUCCGACGAGCCCAAUGAGUCGGUGACGCGGAAUAAAUCGUCCCACACUUCGAAGAAGACAAGGGCAGGGAGAAGGACCAGGAAGUGCAAUCGCCACCGCGACAAGUCAUAUCAAGCUUCCGACUCAGACACAGACUCGUCCACAAGCGGGGAUUCUGACCGCCGUCAGAGGCCCCCCCGCCACAAGGGUCGACGCCGAGUCGAGGGGAAUACAGCGGGAGGCACCCAAAUCUACGAUCAGCUAGAGCGACUGGAGCUUCGACUGUUCCAGCUUCAGACGUCCAUGGCCUAUGGGGCAGCUGUCCCUAAUAUGGGAGUGGCCAGCACCGGCGUAGCCUGCGGUAUACCGCCGUUAGGGACGCGAGUGCCCCAGCCAAGCGGUAGCAAGGGAAGCGUACCGGUGCUUCCGCCUUUGCCAUCUCUACCCACCACUCUUCCUGCGUCUUCGCCUCCACAUCCUGGGCGAUCGGGUCGGUCACACAGACAUGGCAAGAGCCCUCGCCGAGCAGCAACUUCAUGUGACGAAGGGGAUACAAAACGUGCGAAAGAGACCAAGAAAGGGACAAAGGCAGAAUACAAGCGCGUCGACUGGGUAUGGGACUCCUCUCGCUAUACCUUCAAACUUCAAGACACCGCCGAGACGAGCACAAAGUCUCGAUAUGAAGAUUUCAUUUUUCACGUCCGGCGGACCUUCGAUACUGAGGGCAAGUAUCGCCAGACGUUCGUUGACGUCAAAAGCAAACUGCUGCGCGAAUGCUUGCAGGACGUGAUCGGCAAUGUCCGCGGCGCAAGUCUGGUCGACGAGACGCCAAAGUUGGAUCCCAACAUGCUUUUCCUAUAUCUGGAGGAUUUCCGCACCCAUUUGAAACAUCUCAAAAAGGCUGAGGCUGCUGGUGAUGAUAAGAAGGAGCGCCAGAAGAAUCGUGCACGGUUGGAGAACAAGAUGGAGCACCUCAAAAUGCUCAUCAAAUAUCUCGACAAGGACUAUGCCAAAGUGAAAGAAAGCCUCUACCCCAUGCUCGAGAGCGGUGUCAUCACAUUCGACCUGCUUUGGGCGUUGUGGAAACCCAACACUAUCGUCUACGGCACGGCGUAUGGCAACACGGAAGAUCCCAGGGCUUUCAAGGUUUCUAUGGCCUACCGGCAGACUUCCCUUAUGAGGGGUGACUUCUACCUUAUUGAGGGCAAAUACCUCGACUUUGACGGUAAGAAAUUUGGCUACGGUUCUGUCACCCAAGAUAUCCCAGCGUUUCAUGGCGCUUGCAAGAUCACGAGCUUGCCGUGCUAUCCGCUCAAGUACCACAAGGAUGAAGCCAUGAUUCGGCAGCAGCUGAUAGCCAGAGGCCGGAAAUUCGUCGCCCAUGACGGGGUGCAUUUCAAGUCCUACUCCGGAAUUGCAUAUCAGAAGCGUAAGAAGAACUCCGUCAUGCGGUUUAGCAUCCAGCAAAGCCGAAUUAUGGUGGAUCCAGCGAUAUUUCGACGCAUAAAUCCCAACUAUGUUGUUUCAACGGUGCGACCAAAGGAUCACGAUAUUCUCUCCGAUGACGACCUGUCAUGCGAUGACGAUUCAGGUGAGGCGGACUGCGCGUGCGGAACUGCAGAUGAGGACGAUUCAGGUCCAAACAUCCAGUAUGUGUCUAAGGUCAUCAAAAGCGAGAAGGGGGCCAUUUUCGUGGCCAGGCUUCCCAAACCAGGUGGUGAGGACUCGGAGGAACGAGAUUUGGAACCUGUGCCACCAAAAGCAGGGGACAAGGACGUCGACACAACAUCAGUCAACCCGCCAGGAGCCGACGAUUCAAAGGCCAACACGUCGCCCAAAGGUGUCUCCGUGGACAUGAAUACAUUCUCGGAGGAAAACCUCCUCAUUGCCUCACCGGUCAUACUUGGGUUUUCGUUCGCUGAGAAGCAGUGGCUUGAGUUUUCCGUUUCUGGAAUCGACGAAAUCAAGUGGAAUGACAAGGCGUGGGAUUCGCUUGUCCUGGAGACAUCUACCAAGGAUCUUAUCAAGGCCCUCGUGCAGUCCCGGAAAUACCACGCGGCUCAGACGGUCGAUGAUGUGAUUCAAGGAAAGGGAAAGGGACUUGUCAGUAAGUAUCUGUCGGCGCCACGCACAAACAUACACGCGACUAUCUUUCUCUCUCGGCGAAGGUAUGAUGCUGACACUCAUGCUUGUAGCUGUACUCCAUGGCCCGCCCGGCACGGGGAAGACGCUGACCGCUGAAGGCAUCAGCGAGCUCCUCCAAUGCCCACUCUACAUGGUCUCCGCUGGGGAGCUGGGAACCGACUCCCGCUUUCUGGAGGCGGAACUGCAGCGAAUUCUCGACAUCUGCCACGCUUGGGGAGCGAUAUUGUUAUUGGACGAGGCAGAUGUAUUUUUGGAAAAGCGUAACAUGCAGGACAUCCAUCGUAAUGCUCUAGUGAGCAUAUUCCUCCGCCAGCUAGAAUACUUUCAGGGGAUUCUGUUCCUGACGACGAACCGUGUCCAGACCUUUGACGAAGCUUUUCAGUCGAGAAUCCACAUAGCCCUCCGCUACGAUGCUCUGGACUACAAGGCCAAGAAGGCCAUUUUCCAAAUGUUCAUCGACCGGAUCAAGGCCCUGGGCAAGCUCGAUCUUGAGGCGUUCACCGAUGAUGACUUCAAUACCCUAGCCAGACGCGAUCUCAACGGGCGGGAGAUCAAGAACGUGGUAAGCUCGGCGCAGGAUUUGGCUGUUAAUAAGAGCGAGCCGCUCAGCAUGCGUCACAUUCGCCAAGUGCUCGACGUCCACACCAAGUUCGGACAUGACCUCCAAGGCGGACCCGGUUACGAGGAUGCGAUGAGGAGCUUCUUUUGAAGUAAGGAGAAGGACGACAAAGGGCUUGAUUGGCCGUGGAGAAGCAGGCUGGGACGGCAUGCCUCGCAAGGGGGGCAGUUGUCUUGGAGCAGCAACAAGGUGGUAGACGAUUCCACUCCUAAGCGCAUUAAUUAGUAUAUGACGAGAGCGGAGUAGCGAUUAAGAUGAGCGUAAUGAAUACGACAAGUGCUGUU